Molecule: messenger RNA, 2314 nt
Organism: Gossypium arboreum
Lineage: Eukaryota; Viridiplantae; Streptophyta; Magnoliopsida; Malvales; Malvaceae
Exons: 2
Coding region: 167-1030 (287 amino acids)
Source: RefSeq, a predicted model, not a curated record
GAAAUGAAAAGAGUUUAGCAGCAGAUCUAAACGACGCCGCAUAGGGGGGAGCCAAGGUCCGUGUGUUAGCCCGCCUGGUGCUUCGAAUUGAUGCUUUUGCGCCGAUAAUGGUUUAUUUGCGCGGAGGUGUUGGUUCGUAUUCGAUUGCUAAGUUAGAAAGUUUAACAUGGAGAAUGAAUUUCUUAGUAAAGUUGAGGAUAAUACGGCCGUCCGUGCAUGGUCAGGGAAGUUUCAAACCGAGAAAGGGGAUAGCCUGACAGAAGGAUAUACAUCAGAGUUGCAGAAUUUUACCCGCAUCAUUGUGACACAGAACAAGCUGCAGGAGUUGAAGGAUAUAUGGACUAGUUGGGAUGAGUGCAUUAAACAGUUGUUCUACCAAAGUUAUGGUGAUAUACCGUACUUGCUUGAUGUUAAGGUGGAUAAGCGUUUGUUCCGAGGUAUGGCUCAAUUUUGGAAUGCCGCUUAUAAUUGUUUCACAUUUGGAGAAGUAGAUUUGGUUCCUACCUUAGAAGAAUACACUACUUUGUUGAGGAGUUCAAAGGCUCAAGCCAGGAAAAUUUAUGCUAAGCUUACUAAUAGUCAAACUUUUGCGAAGAGGUUGGUGAAUAUUUCGGGGAUGAGUGAAUCUUGGGUCACUGCUCGAAUUCAACAGAAUGGGGAUAGCAAGUGUAUUCUUUGGGAAAAUUUGAGAGAUUUGAUUUUGACGCACCCAGAUGUGAAGAAAAGGGUUGAAAUUUUUGACUUAAGCAUCUAUGGGUUGGUGAUUUUUCUUAGGGCUUUAAGACAUAUUGAUGAGGCAGUAACUGAUUUGUUUGAUCGUCUCGGGAAAGGAGUCACACCUGUACCUGCAAUACUGGCCGAGACGUUUAGAUCUUUGAAUAUGUGCCGGAAGGCCGAGGAAGGUCGAUUUAUUGGCUGCGCACAGUUGUUAAUGGUAUGGUUUCAUGGGCAUUUUUGGAAAGUAGAUAAGGUAUCGUACCGAGUUUUCUCCGAAGGCUACUCCCCGUUAAAAGAAGAGAUAGUGAUGUAAAGGAGAGAUGAUAUUUCAGAAGAAAAAUGGAUGGAAAUUCUCCAAAAUCUUAAGGAAUAUGAUGUAGAGUGGAGGGCUUUCUGGAUGGUUCCCGACGAAAUCUUGUAUCGAUGUAGAGAUUAUAAUUGGGUGUCAUUAUUAGAAAUUUGGGGAGCUACUGGAUAUACUCCUUUACUUGCACUAAGGUAGUAUAAGUCGUGGCAGUUCAUACACACAUGGGUUGGCUCAGUGUGAAUUUUCAUAUAAAGAAAACCACUAUAGGAAGAAGGUUCGAGAAUUGUCUGAUGCUUGGAGGCAGAUGCACAGGAUGAAAAGGUUGACUGUUGGCUCUAUGGUAACACCCGAAUAUAAUGGAUGGUUUAGAAAAAGGGUCAAUGACAAUAUUCCUAGACCGAGUUUGGAAAGCGCUCGACUAAUGGAGAAACAGUUACAAAUUGCCCCGUCGGAGUUGGAAAUUAUAAAGCAGGAUUUUGAGAAAAAGAGUUCUGAGUUCGGGAAGAAGAUUGAGCAGUUGGAAGAAGAGAAGAUGCACUUGAAGUUAGAAGUAGAGAUUCAAAAGUCAGAGACAGAAAAGCUACAGAAAAGGAAGGGUAAAGUUGAGGAAGAUUUGGAAAGUUUGAAAACAGAUUAUAAGAAGCUGCGUUUAUCAAUGAGAACUGCUGGGUUAGGAAAGACUUUGGAACAAUGGCGCCAAGAGGUUCGAGAAGAACGGGCUAAGGCAGAUCAAUGGGAAAAGAGGUUCUAAGAGGCUCAAGCUCGGAACGAAGCUUUGGAAAGAGGGCUGUCAGAGAGUAAGAAUGAGAAGGAUGAAUUAAGAGCCAGAGUGGCAGAACUUGAGAGAUCUCUGUGUUUAUACCGAAAUCGUAAUUCUGUGACAGAGUUGAAGGCAAGCUUAAGUAAGAUCGAGGAGAUGAAAGGAAAAAUAAAAGAACUAAAAAUAGCAUUGUAAUAUUGUGAAAUGAGGAUUGAGUUCUUGGAGGCAAACGAGGAGCAAUGGAAGAAUUAGCUUCAUUAUUCUCAAGACCAGGUGAGCAACAGGGACUACAUCAUGGGAGAAGUUGUAACGCAAAUUCGAGAAGUAGCUAACUACUUGCAGUCCUUGGAGGUACAAGUAGACGUGUUAAGUGUGAAGUACGAGCUGGAGUCAGACAAGGGACAGGAACUAGCUUCAUUACUUAGGAAAAUUAAUGUCCUCAGUGCUAGGGCGAAGUCGUAUUUGUAACUCAGUUUUAUGUAAAGGGUUUUAUUUUCUAGUGAAAUUUUCUAAAAGGAAUUGAAUUAGAA